Messenger RNA from Colletotrichum lupini, 1608 nucleotides. RefSeq lists its product as uncharacterized. Bases 1 to 1608 code for a protein of 535 amino acids. The transcript is spliced from 3 exons. Lineage: Eukaryota; Fungi; Ascomycota; Sordariomycetes; Glomerellales; Glomerellaceae. The record is from RefSeq and is a predicted model, not a curated record.
AUGAGCAAAAGCCAAAGGCACAACAGCACCUCGGCGGCCACCACACACUCCUUUUCCCAGUCUUCUUUACCUCCCUGCGUCCGAGUUAGAGUGCGAUUGAUCGUGUUUGCCUGCCUCGAAGCACGUCGAAGCUACCCAUACCACCGCUUCUGCGACAGCUACCCCGGACCCUCGACGAGGCAACAUCCUCCUAAUACCAACGACACGAUGGCGCCCCUUAUUCUUCACAAUGUUCCCGAUGAGGAGCUUUACGUUGGAGACGACGGCAUCAAACGACCCUACGCCAUGGUUUUCCCACAACAAGAAGGCCUUCCUGGCGCCCGCCGCCGUGGCGUAGCAGAGACUGGAUCUUUUGGAAAAUCAACACGCCGCUCGCGCUCGAGAACAGGAACUCCCGCCGGCCGUCGCGAAAACCCAACAGUAGCAGCCGCCGACAAGAUAUUUGGCGACUGGAUCUCCUCCCAAGCCACAACUUCCAACUCCAACCUGGCGCCCUCAUCAACAUCGGGCAGCGGCGCGACGAAUCCUUCCUCCGCCUCCGGUCCCAACGCCGCACCCCAGCGCAAGACCUCCGGCCUCUCGCAGCCGCCCCUCCUUGCAGCCGACGACGCGCCCGCCGCCGCCGCCGAGCCCCGCGUAACCCGUCACGUCCCGACCGAAGUCAUCCUCCGCGGCUACCGCUCCGCGUCGCAACAGUACGCCGCAAUCUCCCACUACGAGCAGCUCGCCGGCCUGAUCUGCGAGGACUACCCCCGCGAACCGCCCCUCGAGCAACGCCGUUACAAGUCAGAACUCCGCGAUCCUGCCUUCACCCGGCGAAGAGGCCUCACGCCCGAGGAGCGCGCAAAGGUCAACCGCGCCGACGGCGGCCAACACUGGAUCAAGGUCACCUUCGAGUCCGCAGACGCCGCCGAUGCCGCCGUCUACGCCAGCCCCCAGCGCGUGCUGGGCUACCUCGUCUAUGCGGAACCCUACCACGGCCACCAGCCUGCCCGCGACGAGCCCAUCCCGGACGUCGACUCCCUCGUCCCCAGCGCCGAGGAUCUAGGCCGCUCACAGUCCGUCCCCGCAGGCAGCUUCGGCACACACCGGACGCCGCGCAGCAAGCACCGAACCGCAUCAUCCAACAAGCCCACCGGCGGCAACCCCUUUGCCCUCCCCAACGCCCGCUCCAUGAGCGACCUCUCCCCGCCCACAUCUCUCACCUCCUCCAACACAAUCGAGACGGCCACAAUCUCCAACGCGACAAACUCGUCCGCGACGGUGACCGCCGACCCCUUUUCGCAGCAACAAUCGGCGCUGACCACCGCCACGACGACCACCGAAGACAGCCUCUUCUGCCGGCGCAUCCCCACCGCGCGCAAGGCUAAGCUCCUCCCCGCCGAGCAGGCCCUGCUGCCGCAGCAGAGCUACACCCAGAGGCUGGUCAACAUGGUGCCGUUUUUGAAGUGGUUCAGCGGCUCCAUGAUUGGCAACGAGGUGCCGCGCACCGACAACGGCGACUUUGACUGGAACCGCGCGAGCUUGUACUGGAAGGUCAUUUGCUGGCUCGACUCUACGUUUGGGCUCUUUGGCGGCGAGAUUAUGAGCGCCGACAAGGACGACUAA